Messenger RNA from Penicillium atrosanguineum, 837 nucleotides. RefSeq names its product BTB/POZ domain-containing protein. NCBI's taxonomy places the organism in Eukaryota, Fungi, Ascomycota, Eurotiomycetes, Eurotiales, Aspergillaceae. Gene Ontology annotation, molecular function: protein binding. The transcript is spliced from 4 exons. The coding region runs from base 1 to 816 and encodes 271 amino acids. The record is from RefSeq and is a predicted model, not a curated record.
AUGUUCAGACGCUCAUUUUCCUCGAAGAGCCGGGCGGGCAAGACCGUCAAGGCUAGCAAGAAGAAGUACGACGAACAGGUUAAGGAGAAGAUGCAGCAGAAGGUGGACGACAGAGCAGAUAAUCCACCCGCGGGAAGGUGUGCUCUCACCAGUCCCAUUAUUACUAUCGUGGUGGGCCGAGAGCAGCGUCUGUUCGCCGCCCACGAGGAUGUCUUGUCCAUCUCGCCGUACUUUCGCGAUGCUCUUAAGGAGAAGUCGGGGGAAGACGGCCCGAAGCAACUGGCUCUACCUGACGAGGAACCUGAAAUCCUGUCCUGCAUUCUCGAGUUCUUAUACAAAGGCGAUUACUACCCACGCUUGCUUCACGGCAAGCGUCGAGACUCUUGGUACCUCGAGAAUGCUCAGGAUAUUGACCACAGCGGUCGCGGCUCGAGCGAAGCGACGUUCUUCCACCCAGUUGUGGAAGGCGUUGUACUCCGAGACACUGUGGUGUACUGCUCUGCCGAGAAAUACGGUCUGGAAGAAUUGAAGCGCAUUUGUCUUCGAAAGCAAGGCCUUCAAAUCGGUAUUCCAGCCGAUGUGAUCUUACGAUCUGCUCGGUACGCGUAUGACAACACUCCUGACUCGGAGUCUCGAAUGCGCGCUCAUUACCUUUCUCUCAUCAUCCGAAGUCGGAAGACUUUCAAGAGAAGCGGGACCAUGCAGAUGGAAAUGGAGGUCGGUGGCAAGUUAUUUUUUGAUCUGUUUGUGGCAAUGUGCAAUCACAUGGAUGACCUCGCGGAGAUCCGCGCCAAGCGAACCCCGAGGCUGUUCUAGCCGGUCGUCCACAUUGCCUUU